Molecule: messenger RNA, 4483 nt
Organism: Glycine soja
Lineage: Eukaryota; Viridiplantae; Streptophyta; Magnoliopsida; Fabales; Fabaceae
Product: ABC transporter G family member 39-like
Exons: 20
Coding region: 81-4385 (1434 amino acids)
Cellular component (GO): membrane
Molecular function (GO): ABC-type transporter activity; ATP hydrolysis activity; ATP binding
Source: RefSeq, a predicted model, not a curated record
UAUAGUUGAGAUGUACAUAGCUCUUGCUAUUCAUUUAAUUUGGUUAUUAUCAGUGAGAUAGUUUUAGAAACUAUAUAUAUAUGGCAUCCAAUUCAACAAGUUAUAGGGCAAUGAGGACGACAUCUUCAUCUAAAGACAUAUUAAUCCAAGAGGAUAAUGAACAAGAUCUCAAAUGGGAUAAAAUCCAACGUUUUCCUAUGUUUGAUCGCUUGAGAAAAGGGAUGCUGAGGCUUGUGCUUGAUAGGGGAAAUGUUGUGCCUUACCAAGUUGUUGAUGUUACCAAUCAAGGGUUGCAGGACAAGAAGCUAUUACUAGAGAGUGUACUAAAAGAUGACAAUGAGAAAUUCCUACGUAAAUUUAGAGAAAGAGUUGAUAGGGUGGGGAUUGAAAUUCCAAAAAUUGAAGUUCGAUUUGAGAAUUUAUCUGUAGAGGGAGAUGUGCAUGUUGGAAGGAGAGCCCUUCCUACCCUACAUAAUGUUACUCUCAACGCUUUUGAGAGGAUUCUGGGGAUGUUUCAGUUCGCAUCUUUCAGGAAGAGAAAAAAUCAUAUUCUCAAAGAUGUCAGUGGAAUUGUCAAACCAUCAAGGAUGACCCUACUUCUGGGUCCUCCAGGUGCAGGGAAAACAACAUUGCUUCUAGCACUUGCAGAAAAGCUUGAUCGGGAUUUGAGGGCUUUCGGGAGAGUGACUUAUUGUGGCCAUGACUUAAAUGAAUUUGUUGCUAAAAAAACUUGUGCCUAUAUUAGUCAACAUGACCUUCAUCAUGGAGAAAUGACGGUGAGAGAGACUUUGGACUUUUCAGCACAUUGUCUAGGUGUUGGCACGAGGUAUGAGAUGUUGAAGGAAAUCUCAAGAAGGGAGAGAGAAGCAGGAAUUAAGCCAGACCCUGAGAUUGUUGCAUUCAUGAAGGGUAUUGCUAUAUCGGGCCAAAAAAACAAUUUGAUAACCGAUUAUAUCAUCAAGAUACUUGGAUUGGAUAUUUGUGCGGACAUAAAGGUUGGUGAUAACAUGAGAAGGGGUAUCUCUGGUGGACAAAAGAAGCGUGUCACAACAGGUGAGAUGCUAGUUGGACCAGCAAAGGUAUUUUUCAUGGAUGAAAUAUCAACAGGAUUAGACAGUUCCACAACUUUCCAAAUAUGCAAGUUCUUGAGGCAGAUGAUUCAUACAAUGGAAGUAACAAUGUUGAUUUCUCUUCUACAACCAGCACCAGAGACAUAUGAACUAUUUGAUGAUAUUAUCCUACUUUCAGAAGGUCAAAUUGUAUACCAAGGUCCACGUGAACAUGUGCUAGAGUUCUUCGAAAACAUGGGAUUCAAAUGUCCUGAAAGAAAAGGAGUUGCUGACUUUUUACAAGAAGUAACGUCUAAGAAAGACCAACAACAAUAUUGGUCUCGUAGAAAUGAACCUUAUAGAUAUGUUUCAGUUCCUGAAUUUGCAGGUUCUUUCCAUUUGUUUUACGUAGGAAAGAAACUUGCAUCAGAGAUUAAGGUUCCUUACGAUAAGAGCCAAACCAAUGAAGCUGCCUUAGUGAAAAAAAAGUAUGGUAUAUCAAAUUGGGAACUACUAAAGGCAUGUUUCUCAAGAGAAUGGUUGUUUAUGAAACGUGACAUAUUUGUUUACAUAUAUAGGAUAGUACAUUUAACUGUCCUAUCUAUUUUAGGCUUCACUGUGUUCUUUAGAACCGAAAUGCCAGUUGGUACUGUUGAAAAUGGACAAAAGUUCUAUGGAGCACUAUUUUUUACUUUAUUCAAUAUGAUGUUUAAUGGGUCUUCAGAACAAGCCAUGAUUGUUUCAAGGCUUCCUGUCUUUUACAAGCAAAGGGAUUUUAUGUUCUACCCUGCAUGGGCGUUUGCUUUACCUGUAUGGAUUCUCAGGAUCCCCAUUUCCUUUCUAGAAUCAGGGAUAUGGAUUGCCCUGACAUACUACACAACUGGAUUUGCUCCUUCAAGUAGCAGAUUUUUCCGGCACUUCUUGGCAUUAUUUGGUAUUCAUCAGAUGUCUCUAUCUCUGUAUCGACUCAUUGGUGCAACUGGUAGAACACACGUUGUUGCCAAUAUUUUGUGCGGCUUGAUUUGUCAAGUAAUAUUUGUGCUUGGAGGAUCUAUUGUCGCCAAAAAUAAUAUUAAGCCAUGGAUGAUAUGGGGCUAUUACAUUUCUCCUAUGAUGUAUGGCCAGAAUGCCAUAGUAAUAAAUGAAUUUUUAGAUGAAAGAUGGAGUCAACCAAAUACAGACCCUAGAAUUGGUGCAACUACAGUUGGAAAGGUGCUUCUUAAGUCUAAAGGUUUUUUUACUGAAGAGUAUUGGUUUUGGAUAUGCAUUGGAGCCUUGUUUGGAUUUGCUCUUCUUUUCAACCUUCUCUUCAUUGUUGCAUUGACUUAUUUGAAUCCUUUCAGUGAUUCAUCAAAAGCAUUCAUCAUGGAUGAUGAUGACAAGAAGAAUAAAAAGUCAACAAAUAAACACCGUAUCAUUGAAGUAGGUCCAUGUAUAGACAUAGCAGUGAAAAAAUCUUCAGAACUUGUUGGUUGUCCUGAUCAAGAACGAAGAACAAGAAUGAUCCUUCCAUUUCAACCUCUUUCCCUUUCAUUCAGUCACGUGAACUAUUAUGUAGAUAUGCCUUCUGAAAUGAAAAAUCAAGGAAUCAAUGAAGAUAGACUUCAACUUCUGCGUGAUGUCAGUGGUGCAUUCAGGCCAGGCAUAUUGACAGCACUUAUGGGUGUUAGUGGUGCUGGCAAGACAACCCUUUUGGAUGUGUUAGUUGGGAGAAAAACAGGUGGAUACAUUGAAGGUAGUAUUAGCAUCUCAGGUCACCUAAAGAACCAAGCAACAUAUGCUCGAGUUAGUGGAUACUGUGAACAAAAUGAUAUUCAUUCUCCCUAUGUUACUGUAUACGAGUCAUUAUUAUUUUCAGCAUGGCUUCGCCUUCCAUCACAUGUAAAUACACAAACACGAAAGAUGUUUGUUGAAGAGGUUAUGGAAUGGGUUGAGCUUAAACCAAUCAAAGAUGCACUUGUGGGUCUUCCAGGCAUAGAUGGUCUAUCAACGGAACAAAGGAAAAGGCUUACUAUUGCUGUAGAAUUGGUUGCCAACCCUUCAAUCAUCUUGAUGGAUGAACCAACAUCUGGCCUUGAUGCUAGAGCUGCUGCUAUUGUUAUGCGAACUGUGAGAAAAACAGUAGAUACGGGGAGAACUGUUGUGUGCACAAUUCACCAACCAAGCAUAGACAUUUUCGAAGCUUUUGAUGAGUUAUUGCUGAUGAAAAGAGGAGGACAAGUUAUCUAUGCUGGACCUCUUGGUCACCACUCACAGAAGCUCAUAGAAUAUUUUGAAGCUAUUGCAGGGAUUCAAAAAAUUAAAGAUGGCUAUAAUCCUGCCACAUGGAUGCUUGACAUCAGCACUCCUUCAAUGGAGGCUCAACUUGACAUAGAUUUUGCAAAGAUCUAUGUUAACUCUACACUUUACCAAAUGAAUCAAGAGCUUAUCAAAGAGCUUAGUACUCCCACACCAGGUUCCAAGGACUUAUUCUUCCCAACCAAAUAUUCCCAAUCAUUCUUUGUGCAAUGGAAAGCUUGUCUUUGGAAACAAUAUUGGUCAUAUUGGAGAAAUCCUCCAUAUAAUGGAAUUCGAUUCUUCUUCACAUUAGCCUAUGGUGUAAUGUUUGGUCUAAUUUUCUGGAAAAGAGCAGAAAAUAUCCAAAAACAGCAAGAUUUAUUUGAUCUUUUGGGGGCCAUGUUCUCUACUGUGAUGUUCCUAGGAACCAUGAACGCUGUGGGAGUGCAACCAGUUGUUGACAUAGAAAGAACUGUACUCUAUCGUGAAAGAGCAGCAGGGAUGUAUUCAGCAUUGCCUUAUGCGCUCGGUCAAGUGGUUAUAGAGAUAAUGUACAGCUCAAUUCAGACGGUCAUGUACACUAUCAUCAUUCAUUCCAUGAUGGGAUUUAAAUGGAAUGUUGGGAAAUUCUUGUCGUUCUACUACUACAUGCUGAUGUGUUUUAUUUACUUCACAUUGUAUGGGAUGAUGACUAUUGCACUAACCCCGAGUUACCAAAUUGCUUCCAUUUGUAUAUCCUUUUUCUUGUGCAUCUGGAACCUGUUCUCCGGCUUUUUCAUUCCUAGGGUGGAAAUCCCUGUAUGGUGGAGAUGGUUCUAUUGGGCUACUCCUAAUGCUUGGACGAUAUAUGGACUUGUUACCUCUCAACUCGGCGAUGAAAUUGCACAAAUAGAUGUCCCAGGAGCAAAAAGUAUGGGGCUGAAGGAACUCCUCAAAGAAAAUAUGGGUUUUGACUAUGACUUCCUACCGGUGGUUGCUAUUGUUCAUGUAGGCUGGGUUAUCAUUUUCUUGUUUUUGUUUGUCUUUGGCGUGAAAUUCCUGAACUUCCAAAAGAGAUAGGCAGGGAUACUCUCUUCCAUUUUCCAUUUUGUUUCAAAAAUUGAAAGUAUGGUUUAUGUCACCAAGACAAUGGUGUAGUUUGGAUGAUUUUCACAAAU